Molecule: messenger RNA, 3967 nt
Organism: Ictalurus punctatus (channel catfish)
Lineage: Eukaryota; Metazoa; Chordata; Actinopteri; Siluriformes; Ictaluridae
Gene: gatad2ab
Product: GATA zinc finger domain containing 2Ab
Exons: 12
Coding region: 165-2207 (680 amino acids)
Biological process (GO): negative regulation of transcription by RNA polymerase II
Cellular component (GO): NuRD complex
Molecular function (GO): zinc ion binding; sequence-specific DNA binding
Source: RefSeq, a predicted model, not a curated record
CUAAGCAGCGACCAGUUUAUUUGGCAACCGGAGAGGCAGCGGGCAGGGCUGUGAAGGGAUCUCCGGGAAUCCUUACAAGAUUUACCGGGUAAAUAAACUAAACCUCAGUGUGCGGAGGUCCCAGGAACAGCGGCUAGUAAGCGUCUCCCCUUCUCAGAGCAAAGAUGUCUGAGGAGGCGGUGCGCCAGACACGCAGCCAGAAGCGGGCACUUGAGCGGGAGGCGCCGUCUCUCGAUGGAGAUACGAAACGAGUGAAGCUGGAAAGAGGGGAGCUCGGUUCUAGUAAAGUGGCAAACAUCCUGAAGUCUGGCGAGGUGAAAGCCACCAUCAAAGUGGAGGUGCAGGCAGACGAUGAGCCCGUAGACAUGAGGACGCCCCGCAGCGAAAUAAAAAAAGAAAGGCCACCAACGCCAGAUGAUGUAAUUGUUUUAUCAGACAACGAGCCUGGCAGUCCGCAAAUAAACGGAAUCGGCCACAGCUUGAAGAAAACGGACACGGAGAUGCUCAUGAAGAGCAGUUCUGAAGAGCGCCAGAGGUUUAUCAAGCAGCUAAAGGAGGAGCUGCGUCUGCAAGAGGCCAAGCUGGUGCUCCUCAAGAAACUCCGCCAGAGCCAGAUCCAGAAAGAGAGCGUGGUGCAGAAGACAACCAAUUCCACAUCCAAUCCCCCGCCUCUCGUAAGAGGCAGCAUUUCAUCUAGCAAAGCCCCGCUGCAGGUGUUGUCUAAUAGAAGCUCAGGCACAGUCAUUCCUCCUCCUCUGGUGCGAGGCGGUACACAGGUUUCCAAGCAUACAUCAAUAGUGAUGCCACCUUUAGUCAGAGGCUCACAGCCCAUUGCUGUGACUCCUCAGCAGAUAGCAACGUUGCGUCAGCAGCAGCAGCACUCAGGCUCUGGUCCUCCUCCUCUGCUGCUGGGUCCUCGCACCUCUGUACCCAAUGUUCAGGUGCAGGGUCAGAGGAUCAUCCAGCAGGGCCUGAUUCGUGUGGCCAACGUAGCCAACACCAAUGUCCUGGUCAACAUACCACAGGGCUCGCCUACUGGGUUGAAGGGUUCUUCAGUGUCCUCCCAGUCAGGCAUUGGCACCAACGCCUCCACGGUCAAUGUCAACGACUCCCCUGCCAGCCGACAGGCUGCUGCCAAGCUGGCCUUGCGAAAGCAGCUGGAAAAAACCCUGCUGGAGAUCCCUCCUCCAAAACCUCCUGCACCAGAGGUCAACUUCCUCCCUUCAGCUGCUAACAAUGAGUUUAUCUACCUGGUGGGACUGGAGAUGGUGGUGCAGAACCUGCUGGAUCUGGCCAAAAGCAAACAGCAGCCUCAGCAGGGCUGCUCCCCAAUAACUCCACCUGUGAAGGAGCCAUUUAUGUGCGCGCAGUGCCACACAGACUUCACCUCUCGCUGGAGGCAGGACAAGAGUAACAGUUCGAUCCUGUGCGAGCAGUGUAUGAGUUCCAACCAAAAGAAAUCCCUGAAGGCUGAGCACACGAACCGGCUGAAGGCAGCCUUUGUCAAGGCCUUGCAGCAGGAGCAGGAGAUCGAGCAGCGCAUCCUUCAGCAGUCUUCCUCGUCCUCUCCAAAGAGCUCGGCUGCUUCCUCGUCUUCAUCAUCCUCGCCAGUGGUGAAGUCGGAGCAGCGUGUGAUGGUGUCUCCACAGUAUAAAACGGGACGAUCCUCACUGCCUCAGCAGCAGUCACACAGGGCAACAGCAGUCAAUCGCUACCACUCCAGCACCAUCAAGCAGAGUCCAGGACAGGUGGUGCGUAAUGUGCCCCAGACGGUGGUCAGCAUGAGCUCACGUGGCAUGAGCCGCAGCUUCUCCACGCCCAGUCAGCUGCAGAAUGCUGUCACGGCUGCCGCGCUGGUCAGCAGGCCAGGUAAGCAUGCUGGGAGGGCUGGGCCAAAUAGCAGCAGAGCCAGCAGCAGCAACAGCAGUAAGGCCACCGCCAAUGUCUGGAGGAAACAGAGCAGCACUCCCACAGCGACGGCCCUGAGCACAGGGCAUCUUCAGACGUCUUGUAGAGUCCUUGACUCAGCAGGUCAGAGCUGUUUGGGUGGCAUGCAGAGGACCAACAGCAUAUUAGGUGUCACUAUGGCCUAUGUUAACCCGAGUCUGUCCGUACUCAAGACGACCUCUCCAGCAGAUCGUCAACGGGAGUAUCUCCUCGACAUGAUCCCGUCCCGCUCCAUCUCCCAGACGUCAAAUUGGAAAUAAUGCCUCCCGUCUAUCGCCUUUGCUCCUUCACUGAUCUCUCAUUAUAGAACUCCUGGACACCAGUUGGAUUUUAAUAUCAGAUAACCAGCUACCAAGCAAUAAAAGCAUUUCACUUUGUUUACUGGAGACCUUUUGUCCAAUCAGAAAUAACCCACUGAGACAGUGAGUGAGUCCUGAGAGACCAGGUGAAGGAUCAGAUUUAACACUGAGAGAGAGUUGGAUCUCUUGAACAGGCUUUGUGUGUAUCAGGUCUGUUUAUAUGCCCCUUUGGCUGCAGUGAUUCUGCCACAUCCACACUGGUGAUGUCCAUCUCUCACUGGUUUCCUUCAUCUCUGUUUGUUUUUCUGCUGCUGGUGGGAUUCUUUUGGUAUACAAGGUGACUAGUUAACCCCUCCAUGUUAGCAAACAUGUCUCCUUCCUCUUGACUAAGUGGAGGUACCCAGGCUGCACAGGAAGCCAGGUUUUAUUUUUAUUUUUUGAGGACCAUCUAAGAAUGCUUCAGCUUCAGUGUGGCUCACACAUGCCGUCUCUUAAACAAUACCAUGGGAGUGCAAAAUAAGUCAUUCUGAUGUUUUUGGACUUACUCUCCCCCCCCUUCCCCUUUUGAGGAGUCCUUUUUUUGAGGGCUGACAUAUAAAAGGUAUUGUUAUACUGUUAAGGUGGUUUUACAUCUGCCAGUUUAGUGUGUAUUUUUCAAUUCUAAAGUAAGCUUAAUUUUUUUUUUGUGGUGGGAGGCAUGGUUACUGAACUGCCACAAUGGGACUACUGUUUGUAUUUUUGUUUUGUUUUGAAUUUUUGUGUCCUGUUUUUUCCAGCUCUUCUUGAAAUCAUGGACAAUGUCAUGAUUUUUUGGAGGAAAAGGGACAGGGCUGGGACUUGGGAAGUGUUUGGUUAAGUGUGUGGUGUGUGGUUUUUUAAAUUUUAUUUCAUUAUUUCUUUUUAAUGCUUUUAGGUUAUGUUUGUAAAUGGGGAUAUUUAAAACUGUACAUGGGUGUGCUUCACUUUAAAUGAAGGAUAAUUCAGUGGCCUAGACUGUUUGAACUACUUGAUGAUCAUAUAGUUUUCCAUAAGAAGUUUCACGAUUAAAUUCAGCAACAGGCACCCUUGGAAUGUCUUUGUAUAAACUUGUCAGAAGCUGAUUUGGCUGUAGUACAGUUUAAUGCUAGUAGAAAAGCAUUGUGCAGGACAGCACACAUCGUGUUUUGCUUAUUAGAUAUAAUAAGCAACUGUCGUAUGUAACAAUGCUCAAAUGUAGGACUAAAUGGGGGGGGGGGGGGGGGGGGGUAAUAUUCAAUCCGAAAAUUAUGGGCAUGCGCUCUUUUUUUUUUUUUUUUUUUUUUUUUUUUUUUUGGGUGGCUCCUGUUGCUUCUAAACUGAUUUAGUUGCUUGCAAUGUUUCUAGGAUUUCGCUUAAGUCAGAGGGAUCAGUAGUCCAUGAUCAACAAUUUUUCCUCCACCUCACGCAUGUAAGUAAAUACUCACAGCCAGGAUUUGGUCAGCUUAUAGCCCCCAUGAGUACAUGGUGGUGGAUUUCUUACUGUUCCUAAGCUCUUCUCUCAGGGUCUGAGCUGCCUGUGGAGUAAGGAGGCCUGUAUCAGACUGUGGUUCUGACUACUUCCUACUGCUGUUGAGAGCUAAUGCCAUUCCAUUGUCCAGGGAUGCCAGCACUGUAUGCAUCCCCUUUCUGAAUUGUACAAAAAAUCCCCAAUUUCAUUUAUUUUUGGUCUGUCAGUUAAUGAUUAUAAUAAAAACUAAAUUUGA